CCGCCUCUGUUUCCCUGCCCCGGGGAGCAAUGACAUCACGCGGCCUUCUCCAGGCGCCGACACAAAGAGCGGGGCGGAGAGGCCGCUGCGGGGGGAGCCGGCGGCCGCUGCUGCCGCCCAGGGCUCUGGGGCCCCGCCGGCCAGGCCCGCCGUCCGCGGCCAGUGCCCUUCCUCCUCCUCCUCCUCCUCUGCCGCCGCCUCCUCAGUCGCCGCCGCCCGCGCCGCCCGCGCCCUCCGCGCGCCUCUGAGCCCGCGCCGGGCCGCGCCGGCCCCUUCCCAUGCGGGCGGCGCGGGCCCUGGGAGGGGCGCCCGGAGCCAGCCGCGCAGCAUGCACUGGGGGGUUGGCUUUGCUUCGUCCAGGCCGUGCGUGGUGGAUCUGAGCUGGAACCAGAGCAUCUCCUUCUUCGGCUGGUGGGCCGGGUCCGAGGAGCCCUUCUCCUUUUAUGGGGACAUCAUCGCUUUCCCUUUGCAGGAUUACGGUGGGAUCAUGGCAGGGCUGGGCUCCGAUCCCUGGUGGAAGAAAACCCUUUACUUGACCGGGGGAGCUUUGCUGGCCGCAGCUGCGUAUCUGCUCCACGAACUCCUGGUCAUUAGGAAACAGCAAGAGAUUGACUCUAAAGAUGCUAUUAUUUUGCAUCAGUUUGCAAGACCUAACAAUGGUGUUCCCAGUUUAUCUCCUUUCUGUUUAAAGAUGGAAACUUAUUUAAGGAUGGCUGACUUACCGUAUCAGAACUAUUUUGGUGGAAAACUCUCUGCUCAAGGGAAAAUGCCUUGGAUUGAAUAUAAUCAUGAAAAAGUUUCUGGCACAGAAUUCAUAAUUGACUUUCUGGAAGAGAAGCUUGGAGUGAAUUUAAACAAAAACCUUGGCCCUCAUGAAAGAGCCAUCUCCAGAGCGGUGACCAAGAUGGUGGAGGAGCACUUCUACUGGACGUUAGCUUAUUGCCAGUGGGUGGACAAUCUCAAUGAGACCCGGAAGAUGCUCUCUCUUAGUGGUGGUGGUCCCUUCAGCAACCUGCUGAGGUGGGUCGUGUGCCACAUAACGAAAGGAAUUGUGAAACGCGAGAUGCACGGCCACGGCAUUGGCCGCUUCUCCGAGGAAGAGAUUUACAUGCUGAUGGAGAAGGACAUGCGGUCUUUAGCAGGGCUUUUGGGUGAUAAGAAGUACAUCAUGGGGCCCAAGCUUUCCACUCUUGACGCCACUGUCUUUGGACACUUGGCACAGGCAAUGUGGACCUUACCAGGGACAAGACCCGAACGGCUGAUCAAAGGUGAGCUGAUCAACCUUGCCAUGUACUGUGAGAGGAUAAGGAGGAAAUUUUGGCCAGAGUGGCACCACGAUGAUGACAAUACCAUCUAUGAGUCUGAGGAGAGCAGCGAAGGCAGCAAAACCCACACCCCGCUGCUGGAUUUUAGCUUUUACUCAAGGACAGAGACCUUUGAAGAUGAGGGAGCAGAAAACAGUUUUUCCAGAACCCCAGACACAGAUUUUACUGGACACUCACUCUUUGAUUCGGAUGUGGACAUGGAUGACUAUACAGACCACGAACAGUGCAAGUGACGUCCAGCCUCACUGACCCUCUUCCUUGGGACCUGCCACUCCCUGGGUCGGUCCAUUUUCCCAGGUAGCAAUCCAUCCGAGCUGGGAGGAGAUCUUCGUGCUUGGCACAGUUUUCACAUGCUAACUGGACUAUAGCAGCCUUAUUUCUUUUUUGUACAAACAAAACACAGAACCAUUCAGAUGACUCCAUUGAAAACAAAUAGGCAAAAAAUAAUGUCAGCAUGGUUCCUGAAAUCCAUUUUUGUUUUCAUUAGAAAACUAUUAAUAAUAUUGUGUGGUAGAGCAGGUGUAAGAGCUGGUUGUCAGCUGAUAGUUUUUAUGAUGAUCCUCUUCAACCUUGAGGUCUUAAUUGUGAGAUGGAUUCUUGAACCUCCUUCCUCCACCAGGAUUUGAAGUAAUGAGAGAUAUCAUCAGAAAAAUGUUUUACGGUGGCUGCUUGUACUUUAUGUGUGUAUAUUGUAUGUUGAGACAUAAGUCAAAUAAAAUCCACAGAUAUUAAACGAA
This is a messenger RNA of Pan troglodytes (chimpanzee), 2062 nucleotides long. RefSeq names its product failed axon connections homolog, metaxin like GST domain containing (gene FAXC). Gene Ontology annotation, cellular component: cytoplasm. The transcript is spliced from 6 exons. The record is from RefSeq and is a predicted model, not a curated record. Bases 329 to 1558 code for a protein of 409 amino acids. Lineage: Eukaryota; Metazoa; Chordata; Mammalia; Primates; Hominidae.